Fopius arisanus is the source of this 1707-nucleotide messenger RNA. RefSeq lists its product as uncharacterized. Lineage: Eukaryota; Metazoa; Arthropoda; Insecta; Hymenoptera; Braconidae. Bases 137 to 1432 code for a protein of 431 amino acids. The transcript has 8 exons. Gene Ontology annotation, molecular function: pyridoxal phosphate binding; L-2-aminoadipate:2-oxoglutarate transaminase activity. Gene Ontology annotation, biological process: biosynthetic process. The record is from RefSeq and is a predicted model, not a curated record.
GUCAGUCGUGUUUGAAGCGUCAUACUACGCAGUUUAUCCAUCGUCAUUCUUCAAUCGAGACGAGCAAACCGAAUUUUAAACGAUUCACGUGAAUAAUCUGCUUACAUCACUCCUUCUGGACUUCCGAAAAGAUAAAAUGACGGAGAACAACAAAGUGGAUGAUCCGCACUUUCGCCACUUAUUCGACGGGAAUACGUCAUUCAAUGUUUAUAAAAAAGACGUAAUUAAUUUAUCAGUAGGAGCGCCAGGCCCUGACCUGCUCAAGAAUUGCGGGAAAAUUCUGUUAAAAGCCACUGAACACCGAGCGACAGAAGAGGAAAAAGAGGGAAUGCAUUAUCUCUACCAGUACGGGAUAACCGCAGGUUUGUGGGAAUGCAGAGAGCAACUAUCUGAAUUCCUAACUCGGCGGUAUGGAGACAUUCCUGUCAAGAGAGAAAAUCUAGUGUUGACUUGUGGCGCAACUCAUGGGCUGCAAUUAAUAUUGACAACAAUUUUAUCACCGAAUGGAGUUAUAUUCGUUGAAGAAGUUACUUAUAUGAUAGCCCUCGACGCCUUUCGACAGUUUCCCCUCAUAAGAAUCGUUACAGUUCCGAUGAAGGAUAAAACCGUGGAUAUCGAGGCGUUCGAGAAAAUCGUUGUAGAGGAGAAGAGAAGAAACGAUUAUUAUCUGAAUGAUCAGAAGAUCUUCUGGGGGAUGUUUUAUACGAUUCCCACUUAUCAUAAUCCUACGGGAAUGGUUCUACCGGAAAAUAAAUGCAGAAAAUUAAUUGAAAUAGCUAGAAGACAUUCCGUCGUAAUUGCCUGUGACGAUGUUUACAAUCUUCUCCACUACAACGAAGGCUCUCCACCCAGGAGAUUACUAGCUUACGAUUCCCCAGAUGAUGAAGAGUACAAAGGUGGCAAUGUUAUAUCCAACGGAUCAUUUUCUAAAAUUCUGUCGCCAGCAAUUCGUCUCGGGUGGAUCGAAGGGCCUCCUCGAGUAAUUAAAAUUCUGCGACUCUCAGGAAUUCUUCUGAGUGGAGGAGCAGUGAAUCAUUAUGUGUCUGGAGUUAUCACAAGUCUUUUAGAACUUAAAUAUGCAGAUGAGUACUUGGAUUUACUCAAGAAGACUUACGCAGAACGUCUAGCAGCCGUUUGUGAAAUAUUGAAUCGGUAUCUCCCUCGAUGUUGCAGUUAUGAUAAGCCAGAGGGUGGAUAUUUUAUUUGGAUCACCCUCCCUCCAGAUUGCGAUGCAGCAGAAUUCAUGAAAUGGUGCAACGAAAAAUAUAGAGUGACUGCGAUACCAGGAGUAAGAUUUUCGAACACUGGUGAAGCCAAAAAUUUCCUGAGACUCAGCAUUGCGUUUCACCCGACCGAAACCCUGAGGAAUGCAACUCAAAAGUUGUGUGAGGGAAUCCUAGAGUACGUCAGAAAUGACAUGAAGAAGUCCUAAUAAUGCUCAAGCUAUUUAUAUUUGUGAAAUUCGAAAGAGAAAAAAACUAUGUACAAAAAAAUUAAAUUCAGAAGCGAAGUAUUCCAGGAAUAUCUCUGAAUCUUAAAGAACUAGCAAAAUUUUUCUGGAGUCUUUUUUGUAGUAUUCAUUGCACACUAGACAAAACAUUCUGAGGAAAUUUUUGUGUUUUUUGAUAUUUGUCAAACACUUGACUAGGGAACAGAUCAAUUUGUUACCCUUUACCUUGUCAUUAUUAAAUUGCAUAAACGUAUUUA